CAGAAACCAGCGGCUCCACACUGGCAUCUCAGCAGCUCAGCCAAACACACCUUGAACUUCACCUGCUUCCAGCCCUCCAAGGAAGCCAGAGCAGGGCAGUAGACAAAUCUGGAUAAUGGAGCUCGACAGCACCCAGAUAAAACCUGAUCCCAGGUUUCCACCCAGCCUUUUCGAGUUGCUGAUAACCAACUACAGUGUUCCAGCUGAGUGCCUUUCUCAACCUCCCACUGCAGCCCAGCUCCUGAAGAAGCUGAACUCUGUGGAGAUGGCUAUCACAGGGAUCCUGACCCUAUUCACUGUGAGUUCUAUCAUCAUCUAUGUGGAGGAUGCCAUUUACCUGUACAAGAAUACACGCUGCCCCAUCAAAAAGAAGACUCUGAUUUGGAGCAGCUCUGCUCCCACGGUGGUGUCUAUAUUUUGCUGCUGUGGGCUCUGGAUCCCCCGUUCCCUAAUGUUCGUGGAGAUGGCUGUCACCUCGUAUUUUGCUAUUUGCUUUUAUUUGAUGAUGCUGGUCAUGGUGGAAGGCUUUGGGGGGAAGGAAGCAGUGCUGAGGACGCUGAAGGACGCGAAGAUGAUAGUCCACACUGGCCCUUGCUGCUGUUGCUGUCCCUGCUGUCCCCGCCUCAUCCUUACCAAGAGGAAGCUGAAGUUGCUAAUGCUGGGCUCGUUCCAAUAUGCCUUCUUCAAAAUGGUCUUUGUUUUGUUGGGCCUGUUGCUGGUACCUGAUGGCAUCUACAAUCCCGAAGAUAUCUCUGCAGGGAGCACAGCUCUUUGGAUGAACACUAUCCUUGGUGUGUCCACCUUACUGGCACUCUGGGCCCUGGGCAUCCUUUUCCGCCAGGCCAGGCUACACCUGCGCUCUCAGAACAUGGGAGGCAAAUUUGCUCUCUUUCAGGUGCUCGUUGUACUGACUGCCCUGCAACCCUCUAUCUUCUCGAUAUUGGCCAGUGUUGGACAGAUUGCUUGUUCUCCACCCUUUUCCUCCAAAAUCAGGUCCCAAGUUAUGAACUGCCACCUUCUAGUAGUAGAGACCUGUCUGAUGACCAUACUGACAAGAAUAUACUAUCGGAAGCGAGAUGAUAAGAUGGGGUUUGAACCUUUUUCUCUUGUGGAUACAUCCUCUGAAACCAACGCUUAAACAAAGACAAACUGGCUUCCCCAAAAGUCCAAAGGUCCUUCUUCACUACCCAGCUCUGACACGAGCAAGGGAAUUCUCAUUGUCAUUAUGCAGGUUGCAAAUAACUACAGAAAUUGUUGGAUAUUUUAACGAUAAAAGUGCUGAUGUGGUAAGGAAGAACAGAUUUUCUUUUAUUAAAAAAACUUUGAAAAUGGAAGUGGCAUGUGUGUGUACACAGAUAUCUCAAUCCAACCUAAAGUCAGAAUACAGAAUAAAGCCCAUUUGUACAUAAAAUGUUACUAUUGUGUGAAGGAAAUUAUUGAGGGGACUUUGAUCAUGAGGACAGAAUGGAAACUGGUGCCUCCUGUAGUCAGCCAGAAAAGCUAGCAAUUAAGAUAGGGGAUCACAAGGCAGGAGGGCAGGCCUGUCCUGUUCCCUGGGCUGCCCAGGCAAAGGAGAAAGGAGAUGGUUUUGAGGCAUGAGAGUGAGUGGGCAGAGAGAAAGUCUGAUAAACUGAGGCUUUAAGACUGAAUUUCUAUUUCUGGACUUCUGUAUUAAGGUGGGCUAGAAAGACCACAUGGCUGCUGGGGAACAACGAGCUAAAUGUAGUAAGCUAGAUUAGGGUAAAAACUUCUCAAAGUUUUCUACCUCCCCUCUC
Molecule: messenger RNA, 1775 nt
Organism: Gracilinanus agilis (Agile Gracile Mouse Opossum)
Lineage: Eukaryota; Metazoa; Chordata; Mammalia; Didelphimorphia; Didelphidae
Gene: SLC51A
Product: solute carrier family 51 subunit alpha
Exons: 9
Coding region: 116-1138 (340 amino acids)
Biological process (GO): bile acid and bile salt transport
Cellular component (GO): endoplasmic reticulum membrane; plasma membrane
Molecular function (GO): transporter activity
Source: RefSeq, a predicted model, not a curated record